Saitoella complicata NRRL Y-17804 is the source of this 1371-nucleotide messenger RNA. Its product is annotated as izh family channel protein. The transcript has 2 exons. NCBI's taxonomy places the organism in Eukaryota, Fungi, Ascomycota, Saitoellomycetes, Saitoellales, Saitoellaceae. Gene Ontology annotation, cellular component: membrane. The record is from RefSeq and is a predicted model, not a curated record. Bases 1 to 1371 code for a protein of 456 amino acids. Gene Ontology annotation, molecular function: signaling receptor activity.
AUGGCAGAGGAAGUAACUGCGACUCCACCGCCGCGGGGUGAGAACCUGCGGUACCGCUUCAGGCGGACGUCCUCUAGCGAUCUGGAGGAGUUGAUCCUCGCAAAGUUUGAAGCUGCGUUGAGCGAGUUGGAUCGUAGGUUGACGGAUCUUGAAGCGAAGGGAUUCUCGAAGAUGGACGAAACGCUCGGAGCGGCUUACCAGCACUACGAGGCAUUGAAGGCUGUGAAAGAUCAUUACUCGCAACGUGGUCGGGAGAUGAAGGACGAGGGCUGGAAGCGAGCAGAAGCGUUCGUGCAGGAGAUUGAGCAGAGGUAUGAGAAUGCGUGGCAUGCUGGUACUUCGUUUCCGGCAAAGGUGUCAUCGGGGUUGAAGCUUAUGGAGGAGAAGUUGUCGGAUAUGGAGUCGGCGUCGGCGUCUAGGUUCGAUGCUGCGGUGGAAAAGAUCAAGGAAUUUGACAACACUAUCCAGGAGACGGCGGACCGCGCGGCGGAGAAGGUUGAUGAGUGGGCGAAGGCGGUGAAGGAGGGUGCUUCGAGAUUGUUGACGUAUGAGGAGUUACCGAUGGAGUGGAGGAAUAACGAGCACAUCCUGCGUGGAUACAGGUUCUACGAUACUAAGAUCGGGUGUCUAAAAUCCAUCGUGGGGAUUCACAACGAGACUGGAUCGAUCUGGACGCACUUGAUUGGAUUUAUCAUCUUUGCAUCAAUCGGGCUGUAUUUCUACCCCAUGUCACCGGCCUUCGAACUUUCGACCACAUCAGACAAGGUUGUGUUUGGCGUGUUCUUUGUCGCUGCUGCGAAGUGUCUUCUGUGCUCAGUUAUUUGGCAUACGUUUGCACAUCACGCACAUGUGGUGUCAAUGCAGCGAGCGGCAUGUAUGGACUACGUGGGUAUUUCGGUACUCAUCGUGGCGUCCAUCUUAACGGUGGAGUACCACGGGUUCUACUGCCAACCUUGGGCACAGGCUGUGUACAUGUCCUUCACCUCUGCACUCGGUGUUGUGGGUGUGAUCGUGCCAUGGUUCGAGUUCUUUGACAAGGCCGAGUCGCGCCCUUUGCGCAUCAUGUUCUUCAUGUCCAUUGCUGCAAGUGGGGUCUUGCCUGUUGUGCAUCUGUCGUUCACGAGGUCUGCGCUUGCUACCCUCAGCUUUUUCUCUCCCGUGAUGAAGUCCCUUCUGGGCUACCUUGUCGGCGUAGCUGUCUAUGCGAACAGAUGGCCGGAAAAGUGGUGGCCCGGUUGCUUCGAUCUCGUUGGUGGAUCACAUCAGAUCUGGCACCUUGCAAUCAUUUGGGGAAUCUGGUAUCAUUACAAAGCCACCGAGGCUUUCCUGGGCAAUGCGAAAGAGUUUGCUUGUUCGAACCAGCGUUUUUAA